AGGAAGAAGAGUCCUCUUCCGUCUGUAGGCAGUAAAGAGCUGAGAAAAGACUACACUUCAGAGGAGUAAUCAUGCCGAUGUUUGAGGUGAACACCAACGUGGCCAAGAGCGAGGUACCGGUGGCUCUGCUGUCCGAGGUGACCGAGGAGCUGGCCAAAGCCAUGGGCAAACCUGCAGAGAAAAUUGCUGUGAACAUCAACUCUGAUCAAAUGAUGAUGUUUGGAGGAAAGGGAGACCCCUGCGCAGUCUGCUCCCUUCACAGUAUCGGCAAGAUAGGCAGUGAUUACAACAAGCAGUACUCUAAGCUCCUGUGUGGACUGCUCAACAAACACCUGGGCAUCUCUCCCGACAGGAUUUACGUUAACUUCGUAGACGUGGAAGCAGUGAAUGUGGCCCGGAACAGCACUACCAUCGGAUGAGAAGGAGGAUUAACCCACUAAAAUAGAAGAUCAUUUCAGUAUUUUCCUGUAUUAGCGUAGUUGAAACAGACAGUGACGUGAAGAUGCAAAGACACCUGGUAAUUAAAUGGCCAAUGGCAAACCUCUAAGCACUUAGCUGGACCAUUUAGUCGAGCGCUGAUCCUUUUUUCUAUUAAAGUGCAAUAAAGAAAACUCUGCAGACCAAGAA
Messenger RNA from Anoplopoma fimbria (sablefish), 627 nucleotides. Its product is annotated as macrophage migration inhibitory factor-like. Lineage: Eukaryota; Metazoa; Chordata; Actinopteri; Perciformes; Anoplopomatidae. The record is from RefSeq and is a predicted model, not a curated record. The transcript is spliced from 3 exons. The coding region runs from base 72 to 419 and encodes 115 amino acids. Gene Ontology annotation, molecular function: cytokine activity; phenylpyruvate tautomerase activity.